Messenger RNA from Durusdinium trenchii, 1519 nucleotides. Lineage: Eukaryota; Dinophyceae; Suessiales; Symbiodiniaceae. The record is from the annotation of a GenBank genome assembly.
UUGUUUGUUAUUUGCAAUGAUCCCCAGCCUCUUGAGCAAUGGCAGCGCCAACAGCAACCUCUACGUUGCUGGCCUUCCUCCAAGCACCAGCGAGGAGAUUCUCCGACAACUCUUCAAGGAGUUCGGAGAAGUCGCAUCGGUCCGGACCUUUUACGGGAAGACACCCACAUCGCCCAGUUAUGGAUUUGUGAAGUUCCGCACGGAUGCGAUGGCCCUAGCUGCUUUGAAUGGGAUGAAUGGCCGGGAGUUCAAUGGUCACGUGAUGACCGUGCGCUUGGCCAACAAUGAUACCACAGGGCCACAUCCAAUUAGGAGUCCUCCACCUCCUGAACCUGUAACGCGAGGGACCAAUCUUUACGUGAGUGGUUUGCCUCCAGACAUGGAUGAAGCGAGGAUGAAGGACAUGUUUCAGAAAUUCGGCAACGUGGUUUCCGUGAAAUUGGCCCGAGAGGCCCGAAUAUACAAGCAGUAUGGCUUUGUGCACUACACGGUGCCGGAGGAAGCUGAAGCUGCGAUCAAUGGUGUGAAUAAUCGGAUCAUUGACCGAGAUUACCAGCUCACCGUGAAAUAUGCCAACAGCUCAGAGAAGGCACAAGCUGCUUACAGAGAAAUGCCGGGAGCGGGACCCGGGCCUGGUAUGGGGGCCGUGGGAGGACCCAUGGGAGGAUCCAUGGGAGCCUCGACGGGAGCCUCGACGGGAGCCUCGACGGGAGCCUCGACGGGAGCAUCUGGUGCUUGGGCUGAGGAGGUGGCACCUUCUACAGUCCACAUCAGCGGCUUGCCCCCAGGCACUUCGGCUGAUCAACUGCAAUCCUUCUUUGGCGCAUAUGGUCAGGUCAUGGCUAAAGUCUUGGACGAUGGAAGCCAAGGCUCUCCAGCCUCUGCCUUGCUGCGAUUGCCACCAGCAGAGGCUGAGCGUUUAGUGGCCGACUUUGAUGGACAUGUCCUGCAAGGUUUGGAGCGUCCACUCUCUGUACGCCUGGUUCCGCCCGAGCGGCCGGUAGAGAAGGAGACCUCCUCCAAUCGAUAUGAGCCCUACGGCAAGGGAGGCUCAUCUGGAUCGCCACCGCUCUCGCAGAUGCUACAAGCUGCCGAGUCUGCGUGGCCUGCCCCUCCCAAAGCAACAGGGCCCCCAGGGCCCAGCCCGGCCAGCUCCGAGUUCAUGCUCGCGAUCAGUGAGACGGUGUCUCGAGUGAAAGGCUUCAGACCGGUGGCUCCUCAAACGAUGGACCCCACGAAUCUGUACAUCAAGGGGCUGCCAUCCAAUGCCGACGAGCUUUAUCUUUACUCCAUUUUCUCACCCUUUGGAGCCAUUCAGAGCGUACGGCUUCUCAAAGAUUCCACGACGAAUGUGUGCACCGGAGCGGCCUUGCUGAAGUUUGGCCAGACCGAAGAUGCCGACCUGGCCAUCCGGACGCUCUCAGGAAACAAACUUCCUGACGGAGUGGUGUUGGACGUGACCGUCAAGACGGUGAGACCGAAUAUGGGCUAAAAGAACGAGGAAAGGAAAAAAACAAGA